This is a messenger RNA of Melanaphis sacchari, 1470 nucleotides long. RefSeq lists its product as uncharacterized. The record is from RefSeq and is a predicted model, not a curated record. The coding region runs from base 241 to 1467 and encodes 408 amino acids. Lineage: Eukaryota; Metazoa; Arthropoda; Insecta; Hemiptera; Aphididae. The transcript is spliced from 2 exons.
UGGCAUACGCUGUAUGCAAUGUUGUUUUAAAUUUAAUGUAAUUUUGAUCUAAUGCAAACCGUUCAAUAUUGAAUGUUAUAAUUAAUGAGAGUUUAGUCAACUGCGUUUUAUUUGAAACUAAUGGUUUUUCUAUCUACAUAAAGUUAAACGUGCACUGCAAAAAUUGAAGGAGUUUGGUGAAAACGUAAUUUGCAAUAUUAAUCCUAACUGCGUAUAGUAGGUGUUGCAUAUUUGUACGAAAUGGAAGAUCUGCCGAGCUCAAGCAGUUAUUCGUUGGAUUCAAGUAGCACAUCUAAGUCUAUAGUUAUUCCGAUUGGUCCAGAUUCACCUUAUUCUGGUGAUUUUGGUGAAUAUUUUUCUGAACAGUAUUCUGUUCUAAAGUUGGUUUUAUCUUAUCUAAACUAUUAUGAUCUUAAUACACUUCGGGAAGUCAACAGUUCAUUAAAGAUAGCUACUGAUAUACUAUUAAAAAAACGUACAUGGAUUCAAGCUGCUGCUCUAAAUUAUAUGCAUGGAACUGAUCAUCGACCAGAGCCUAUACACAGUGGACAUUUUAUUGAUUUAAGGAUUGAACCAAAAGUAUUGUUUACUUUUGAAGGUAUGGGUGGUGGACCUUCCUCUAGGUCCAGACCAAAAAUUUGUAUGCGUUUACGAGAUAGAAACGAUAACCGUUUCUUUCCCAAAAGUGACAUAGUGCCAAAAUCAGUUAAAAUAUUUGUACCGAUUGGUGCUAAAGGCAUUAUUUAUCCAGACAAAAAUGAAAAAAAUGAAUUAAUAACUGUUCAAACUAUGAUGCAUAAAAAGCUGGCACUUCUCUAUAUGCCUACUACUGACACUUAUGAUGUAAGUGUAUUUACACGUGUAGUUACAUCCGACUCAUUUACACCAGAACCAAUACAUGAAUUUUUUCAUAGUGAUCCACGCCCUAUAAAAGGAUUAAUAUUUUUGAAAGUCGGUGCACCAUAUAUUGAUGAAAUGAUGAGGUUUAUUGUGAAAAUGGUAUCUAACAAUCAGUCUGAACCAUUUGCAUUGUCUGGAGGACAUGUAUCAAGCUUAGAUUAUGAUAAUCCACCAAAAAAAAAUAUUCCUGGUGUUUUAAAGGCAAUUAUAUUUCGUGGAGAUGGUAUACGUUGUGUGUCAGAUUUCAUUAGUUCUACAACAGAUGAUGGAGUGCUUGAGGGAUUAAAACAUACUGCACAGUAUGUUAAUAAUACUCUUGGGAAAUUGAAUGUUCACAAGACAUUCAUAAUGAUGUUCCAGUGUGUAGAUAGACAUUCAUUGCCUAUUGAAGAUAAUGUUCAUAUUGCAAAAACAUUUCCAAAUAUACCAAUUUUUGGAAUGCAGACUUGGGGAGAAAUUGGAUUUAGGUCUUUUAUGACAGAUGAAUUUAAAUUUGCUCCUAAAAAGAGAAAGUUAUCUAUAAUGCAUUCAGUUAAAACUACAUACAUGAUUGUUUCAAUAGAUUAAUAA